Molecule: messenger RNA, 648 nt
Organism: Microthlaspi erraticum
Lineage: Eukaryota; Viridiplantae; Streptophyta; Magnoliopsida; Brassicales; Brassicaceae
Source: the annotation of a GenBank genome assembly
AUGUACAAGAACCAGAAUCGAAAAGGAGAAAGAUCGAACAAAAGACCAAAUCUUCGUCGUUGUCUUCUUUUACUAAUUGUGGUCACUUCUUCGUUCGUUACGGAAUAUGCUGCAACUGCAGAUCGACAGUGGAGAGACACGAAGACACGAAGGUCGAUCAUAAGACCUUUUCUUCACGAGUUUCUUAAAGAAGCCAACGAGAUGUUCUCCAUGUAUGUUUACACGAUGGGUGAUCGAGAUUACGCAAAUACAGUGUUGAAGCUGAUUGAUCCAGAGAAAGUAUACUUUGGGGAUCGAGUCAUAACGAGAGACGAGGGUCCUCAUACAAAGACGCUUGAUCUUGUGUUGGCUGAUGAGUGUGGAGUUGUGAUUGUGGAUGACACUCCUCAAGUGUGGCCUGAUCAUAAGAGUAACCUGUUGGAGAUCACUAAAUACAACUAUUUCAGAGACAAAAGAGUGGAGUACACGAAGUCUUAUGCUGAGGAGAAGAGAGACGAAAGUCAAAAGGAAGGAUCGUUGGUGAAUGUUUUGAAAGUUCUCAAAGAAGUGUAUGAAGGAUUCUUCAGCAGAGAAGUUGACAAAAAGUUAGAUAUUGAUUCAAAGGAUGUGAGGCUGUUGCUGCAUGAUUUGUGCACACCACAAUGCUAA